CGGACACAUCAGAAAGACGGAGAAGGAAACAUGGCGUUCAGCUUCGGCGGCGGGACCUCGAGCACCCCGAGCUCGUCUGGGUUUUCAUUCGGUUCAUUCAGUGCCAAAACAACAGCGUCCACAACUUUUGGCUUUGGUACCGGUACCACCACAACUACCGCCUCAUCCGGAUUUGGUAGUCUCUCUGCCCCGGCUUUCGGGGCGACCACCACCACCACGCCUUCCACUGGGUUCGGCUUCGGCUCCACAACCGCUGGAUUUGGGGGUUUGGGGACAGUGAGCACCAACGCUGGGGGUUUUAGUUUCGGGGGGUUAAACACUAACCCAGCGGCGGUUAACUUUAACGCGGGGAGCUUCGGGGCUCCGCCCACCACCGCCACGGUGUUUAAUUUCGGAAAUAGCCUCAGCGGUGCAGGUGCGUUUGGAGGUUUUGGUACCACCACCACCUCGGCUCCUGCCGGCUCUACGUUCAGCUUCUCCAACCCUGCUAACACAGGCGGCGGGCUGUUCGGAAACACCCAGAACAAAGGCUUCGGGUUUUCAUCUGGUCUGGGAACAGGGACCGGUCCCGGGACGGGCUUCGGGGCGGCGUUGGGAGGCGGAGGUCUCGGCUUCGGGGGCUUCAACCUCCAGUCCACGCAGCCGCAGCAAGGAGGGCUGUUCGGCCAGCAGGCCCAAGCUACAGCGCAGUCUAAUCAUCUCAUCAACACGGCCAGCGCUCUCUCCGCACCCACGCUGUUGAACGACGAGCGCGACGCCAUCCUGGCCAAAUGGAACCAGCUGCAGGCUUUCUGGGGCACCGGCAAGGGCUACUUUAACAACAACAUCCCACCCGUGGACUUCACCCAGGAGAACCCUUUCUGCAGAUUCAAGGCGGUGGGUUUCAGCUGCGUCCCCAGCAGUAAGGACGAGGACGGCCUGGUGGCUCUGGCCGUCAAUAAGAAGGAGGUGGACAUUCGCAGUCAACAGCAGCAUCUGGUCGAGUCUCUGCACAAAGUCCUGGGUGGAAACCCGACGCUCGCUGUGAACGUUGAGGGAGUUAAAGCUCUGCCCGAUGACCAGACCGAGGUUAUAAUCUACGUGGUGGAGCGCUCGCCCAACGGGACGUCCAAACGGGUUCCUGCCUCCACGCUGUUCAGCUACGUGGAGCAGAUCAACAUUAAGAGCCAACUGCAGCAGCUCGGGGUGUUAAUGAGCGUCCCUCGGACCGCUCUGUCUCCUGCGCAGCUCAAACAGGUGCUGCAGAAUCCUCCUGCAGGUGUCGAUCCAAUCAUAUGGGAGCAGGCUAAAGUGGACAAUCCUGACCCUGAGAAACUCAUCCCGGUGCCCAUGGUCGGUUUUAAGGAGCUGCUGCGCAGGCUGAAGAUUCAAGAACAGAUGACUAAACAGCACCAGACCAGAGUAGACAUCAUCGCCACAGACAUCAGUGAGCUUCAGAAGAACCAGGCCACCACCGUGGCCAAGAUCGCUCAGUACAAGAGGAAGCUGAUGGACCUGUCACACAGAGUUCUGCAGGUGCUAAUCAAACAGGAAAUUCAGCGGAAGAGCGGCUACGCCAUCCAGGUGGAUGAAGAGCAUCUGCGUGUGCAGCUGGACACCAUUCAGUCUGAGCUCAACGCUCCCACACAGUUUAAGGGUCGGCUGAACGAGCUGAUGUCGCAGAUCCGGAUGCAGAAUCACUACGGCGCGGUGCGGGCGGAGGAGCGGUACAUGGUCGACACCGACCUGCUCCGGGAGAUCAAGCAGCAUCUGAAGCAGCAGCAGGAGGGUCUGAGUCACCUGAUCAGUGUGAUAAAGGACGACAUGGAGGACAUCAAGAUCAUCGAGCAGGGACUGCAUGAUAGUGUACACAUGAGGGCCGGAAAACUCAGCUGACAUCGUGGAGAACAUACACACACACACACACACACACACACACACACUGCUAGCUUUCUCUAACAGGCAUGUUCACAUGUGACUAGUUCAUUGUCUGUAGCAACACACACAAUAAACAUGUUAACGAAUCAGCGUGUCUCUGUGACUUAGAAUAUUCUGCAUUGUUGGAAUAUUUUACAGCUAAGCAAUGAUGUGUGUGUGUGUGUGUGUGUGUGUGUGUGUGUGUGUGGAGAGAGAAAUCAUUGCAGAUUCUUUUAGUCAGUCUUUAUGUAAAUAUGAAUUUUAACACGAAUCCUUGACCCUGGAUUAAAUAAAGUUUUCUGGUUACAAUAAACACAAA
This is a messenger RNA of Tachysurus vachellii, 2215 nucleotides long. RefSeq names its product nucleoporin 54 (gene nup54). Gene Ontology annotation, molecular function: structural constituent of nuclear pore. The record is from RefSeq and is a predicted model, not a curated record. Gene Ontology annotation, biological process: protein localization to nuclear inner membrane; NLS-bearing protein import into nucleus; nuclear pore organization. NCBI's taxonomy places the organism in Eukaryota, Metazoa, Chordata, Actinopteri, Siluriformes, Bagridae. Gene Ontology annotation, cellular component: nuclear pore central transport channel; nuclear pore. The transcript has 15 exons. Bases 31 to 1875 code for a protein of 614 amino acids.